CAUUUCCCCUUUGCGCGAGCUCGGUGGUUGGGAAGUUUUGGUGUAAGUUUUGCAAUCAAAACACAAAAUGUGGUUCGAAAUUUUACCCUCGUUUGGAAUAAUUGCGACCGUAUUGUCCGUGCCCGGGUUUGCCCUGUACGGACUGCACAAGCUAACACUGGAUAAUGCGUACCGGCGUAAUACGGAUGAAAGAUGGGAACGUAUCAUGUACACCAGGGACAUGCGAUUGACCGGCAACCCGUACAAGGGCAACGGUCUCGAAUCUAUUUCGGAUAAAUAGAAAGUUUCCUGAGCAGUGGCAAGAAGAAGUGCAAAUGUAUCAUUACUGGGUGUAGAAUAAAUCGUUCGAGACAACCGUGUGCAAACAGGUUAAUCGCAAG
Messenger RNA from Anopheles moucheti, 380 nucleotides. RefSeq lists its product as uncharacterized. Bases 68 to 280 code for a protein of 70 amino acids. The transcript is spliced from 3 exons. The record is from RefSeq and is a predicted model, not a curated record. Lineage: Eukaryota; Metazoa; Arthropoda; Insecta; Diptera; Culicidae.